UCCAAGGAACUGUACAGAUACAGACAAAAUCACAUUUUGUAAAUUUUUAAAAGUAUUUUGGAACUUUUUGAGUAUGCCGCCGAAAAACGAUCCGGAACUAAUCGAACUACGAAAAGAACUCGAAGAACUCUACGCAAAAUUAAAGGAUGAUCAAAAAAAAGUGGCCGAUGUCAAUUUAGAAAGCGCUUGCGAGGCAUCUCCAGAUAUUCCAAAACCGAAAUUAAUCAGUCGAAAAGUAAUGAAAGGGCACAUAAAUAAAGUUAAUGCCGUACAUUAUAGCGGCGACAAUAGACAUUGUGUAACCGGCUCUUUGGACGGGAAAUUAAUCAUUUGGGAUACUUAUACCGGAAAUAAAGUUCAAAUUAUUCCACUUAGAUCGGCUUGGGUGAUGAGUGUUGCUUUUGCAAAAAGUGGAAAUUUUGUUGCUUGUGGUGGUAUGGAUAAUAUGUGUACGGUUUAUGAUGUAAAUAAUCGAGAUGCAAAUGGUGUGGCUAAAAUGAUUAGAGAAUUAGCUGGAUACGAUGGUUUUUUGAGUUGUUGUAGAUUUAUCGAUGAUAAAACAGUAAUUACAGGUUCGGGAGAUAUGAAAAUUUGUAUGUGGGAUUUGGAAAGUGGCCGGAAAAACACCGAUUUUCAAGCACAUAACGGUGAUGUUGUUUCCAUUAGCUUAUCCCCCGAUGGUAAUACUUACGUAACCGGAAGUGUCGAUAAAACCUGCCGAUUAUGGGAUAUUCGCGAACAAAACCCGAAACAAACAUUUUUUGGACACGAAAGCGAUGUAAAUUCCGUUUGUUUUCAUCCUAGUGGUCAAUGUUUUGUCACUGGUUCUGAAGAUAAAACCGCUCGACUUUUCGAUAUAAGAAGUGAUCAACAAGUCGGUUUUUAUCAACCGCCCAAUAAAAACAGUGGUUUCACUUCUUGCGGAUUAUCCCUAAGCGGAAGAUUAUUAUUUUGCGGUUCUGAUGAUAAUAAUGUUCACAUGUGGGAUACUUUAAAGAAUAAUCAUAUGGGAGUUUUAUCUGGACACGAAAAUCGAAUCACUUCAGUUUCCGUUGCAGAAAGUGGAAUUGCGAUCGCUUCUUGUAGUUGGGAUCAAAAUGUUCGAAUUUGGGAUAAAAGUUGGGGCUUUUUUAAUGAUAACGAAAUUAAUGUACUUUAACUCAGCUCGUGAGUUAAAGUAUUAAUAUGACAACCCA
This is a messenger RNA of Onthophagus taurus, 1196 nucleotides long. RefSeq names its product guanine nucleotide-binding protein subunit beta-2 (gene Gbeta76C). NCBI's taxonomy places the organism in Eukaryota, Metazoa, Arthropoda, Insecta, Coleoptera, Scarabaeidae. Gene Ontology annotation, biological process: signal transduction. The record is from RefSeq and is a predicted model, not a curated record. Gene Ontology annotation, molecular function: protein binding.